UCUCUCUUUCUUAAUACAAUGAACAUUCAUUCUUAUUGUUUAGAAUCAAGCUACUCUCAAGCCAUUGAGGGGUUUCCAGAACUGGAAAUUGCUCAAUUUAAGCCUAUUGUUGGCCAUCAACAUGAUGCAUUGCAUGUCUUGCUAACAAGUUCAAAGAAAGAUUUGAUCUCAAAUGCUUCAAAAUAUAUUCUACAGAACAAUCCAGUCAAAUCCAUCUUGACAAUUGAUUCAGUCAACAUGAAAGCACUCUUUCAUACGGAAAUUAAAGUAUCAUUAACUCGGAUCGCACAGCAAUACAACAUCAAGAUCAAAGUAAAUAGUUCUAGUCUUUCUUCAAACCCCAAGAUAUGUUUGUUGGGAUCCAUUGAUGCCAUUGAGUCUGCCCGUAUCCGUGUUCUUGUGAUGUUGGAUCAAUUGUCUGGCUUACAUGUUGAGAAAUUAGAUCAGAUCCCUUACUAUCUUCACAACCUCAUUGCUGGCAGAAAACAUGUCCAACUACAGUCAAUUAUGGAAGAAACAUCCACCAACAUUUACUUACAAUCACCAUUCAGUCAUGUUUGUACCGAGAAAGAGAUGCAACAGGGUAUUGUCUAUUUGACUGGCGAGUCGAUGCCCGGAUUAAACAGAGCCAGAGAUCUUUUAGUUAAACUAUCCGCACAAAAACUUAAAUCCUUAUAUCAUAAAGACUCAACCAUGGAUACACGAAAGAUUGACUGGAUAUUGUUAUACAAGCGAUCUCAAUUAAGAAAAAUUAUGAUAGAUAAUGGAUCCUUCUUUUCUUUUCCGGCACUAGGGGCAGGCAGUAACUUUGUUUCUAUUUAUGCCGAGAAUAGAGUUAAUGUUGAGCGAUCUAUUCGUUUAUUAAAUUAUUUGAUAUCCACUCUUUAUGAGGCUUCGUUUGAUUUAACUGGAAGUUUAAAAAACAUUGAUUUAUCUGCUUGUUUAUCUCAAAUAUCUCAAGAAACCAAUGCUUAUGUUACUUUUGAUGCUGAGAAUCACAAGAUUAGCCUGUUUGGUAUAGAAAAGCAAGUCAAAAGUGCUUACCAAUCACUUGCUGAAUUACACUUUUUUAAGGAAAAGCAUACAUUUGCUACUUUCUGUUUGGAACUAGCGACUGACCAACUUGAAUUUAUCAGUGGAAAAAAGAACGGCAAGAUCAAUAAGAUCAUGAAGACCUGCACUGUCAAUAUCCGGUUUAAAGCAACCAACGAAUACAACUCAUGCAUCAUUGUCGAAAGUUCCAAUCAUGCCAACGCCUUUGAAGGGCUUACCUUACUCCAAGACGAAUUACCAGCAGAGACCUCCUUUUAUGUGCCUGAAAUUUAUCAUCGCCGCAUCAUUGGCGUAGCUGGCAAAAAUAUUCAAAAAGUCAUGAAAAAGUACGGUGUCUAUGUUAAGUUCUCUGGUGCAGAAGAGUUUUCUUCUUUGGGUGGAUACUUUGAAAACGAAGACAAUGUCGUUGCUCGUACGCCCAUGAAGAACCAGAUAAAUCUGGAGAACCUGAAACAGACUGUCACUGAAUUCAUUGGGUUUCAAAGAGACAGAGAUUUUGUCAGUACAUGGGUGAAUGUUCCAUAUGCUAUGCAAAGAACAAUCUUACAUCAAUUUGGUAGUCAAUUGCGAGAAAUGUGUCGCACAAACAAUGCAAAGAUGUGGUGGCCGGAACGUCUUGGUACAAACCAAGUAGUGAUUUAUGGACCUCAAACACAAUUACCUACUAUCGCUUCAUUUUUAUCUUCAGUUGUCAAGAUGGAAGAGCAUGUAGUCAUUGCUCACACAAAUGACCUUGAGGCGUUUUUGCUAGACAAAUCUUCUGGCAAAAUUCGAAAAAAUAUAGCCAAAGUAACCAGUUCUGUUUCUUUAGAGGAUAUUGCGAUCUUGGACCAGUUUAACCAUAGAGACGAAUGGCUUGAAUUUGCUUGGAUAAAGGAUACUAAAGACAAGAUCAUCGUACUUCGUUUGUCCUACUGUCCUUCAUCUAAGGAAGAUUUAAAGAAAGCAAAAGAGGCGAUUCAAGACAUGAUUGAAUCCAAGCAUUUGCCAUUUACAGAGCCUGUUUUUACUGACAAACCAUGCACUCAAACAAAAGAAUCGAAUCAGUCACCAAAAGACGCAGUAGUAAAGAAAGACGCAUCAACAUGUUUGUCAUCAGCAGAUAUGGAGCCUAUACAUCAUCCACUUGACAUGCCAGUGAUGAAAUCGUUCUCAGUUGCUUCAAACUCAUUACUAUCAGCACCUUUCCCAAGUGGAAAGAACAUCUGGUCAUCGCCUGAAACACAACCGAACAAUAUGAUUUUACCAACGAUACACAUGAGACCAAUUGAGUUGUAUCAUUCGUUCUCUAUACCCCAUCAACAACAUAUGUUUAGCCAUACUAUGGGACCUUUGUUUCAGCAAUCAGAACAACCAAAGAGAACUAGAUCCAGUGUACCUACAAUUGGUACAAAACAUCAUAGCCAACAACAGCAUCACCAUAAUUCAUGGCCCGAUAUAUUCUCAGGCAGUCGCGAUCUCUUUGAUACAUUGCCUUCCCGGAGAGCAUCCUCAGCAAAUGCAACACAAUAUGCAUUUGAGCAUUAUCCAAAUACGAGUACAUCGCUUUCUUUUCAUCAACAAAACAACAGUAAGUUGGAUCAAACAAAAGCCAUUAUUUAUCGCGUUUAUUAGUGUAUCAUUCACCUUUUGUCUAUCCCAAUGCUACAAUAGCUUCCAAUACAUCUCAAUUUCAACGCCGCCGUCAAGAUUCCUUGGGAUUCAAAAUUUAGGGUUCCAUCAAUCUAUACCCCAUUCAUUUAUUGUGUAAUUAAACUCCCCAUUAAAUGGGAAAAGAGAAAUUUUUAUUGUGUUAUCCGAAUAAAGAGCUGUCAAAAUGCCU
Molecule: messenger RNA, 2875 nt
Organism: Gilbertella persicaria
Lineage: Eukaryota; Fungi; Mucoromycota; Mucoromycetes; Mucorales; Choanephoraceae
Exons: 9
Coding region: 19-2667 (882 amino acids)
Molecular function (GO): RNA binding
Source: RefSeq, a predicted model, not a curated record